AUGGCAAGGUCCUUUAAUAUCAAAUAGAUAUAAAGCGUUAUUAAGAAAAUAAUUCAGGCUAAAUAAUAUUCCAUGGAUUGUGGAUCCUCCUAAAGACGAUUCGAAAAAUCAAAGACAUAAAAACCAAAAGGAACGAAAGAUUAAAGAAGUAGGCCAAUGAGAUUAGCAAAAAUAAAACAAAACUUAGUUGAGGCAGAAUAAAAAAUACUAGAAUAUAGAUAAAUAUAAAUUAAUAACAGGCCACUUUCUGGUUUAGAUAGUAUAAUAUAAAAAACUAUACCAUAUUGGCUAUCUUAAAAAGCGAAAGAAGCUAUCAUUUAAGAAAGAUAAGCUUAAACUGGAAAAACUUCUAAAACUAGUUUACUUCCUUCUGAAGAUAAAAGAAAGACUUUUGGUAACAAAAAAAAAUGA
This is a messenger RNA of Ichthyophthirius multifiliis, 411 nucleotides long. RefSeq lists its product as hypothetical. NCBI's taxonomy places the organism in Eukaryota, Ciliophora, Oligohymenophorea, Hymenostomatida. The transcript has a single exon. The record is from RefSeq and is a predicted model, not a curated record.